Ectocarpus siliculosus is the source of this 1887-nucleotide messenger RNA. Lineage: Eukaryota; Phaeophyceae; Ectocarpales; Ectocarpaceae. The record is from the annotation of a GenBank genome assembly.
AUGAGUUCCCCUUUGGCGCUCGACAGCAGCGGCAGCGAGCCACGAAUCCGAAGGGCGUUUUCGGGGUCGUGCCACCCGCCUCUACUGCCGCCGCCGGACCAUGUUGAAUACAUCCAGCCUCUCCAGGACGCCCCACCAUCAAGGUCGAUCUCCCACACCCCGCCGCUGCCGCCCACGGACUCCCAGGACGGGGGGCGCACGACUUUCGACCCUCUGGAGGAUUUCAGCCAUGACACCUCUAACCUCGAUGCCACAGACCGUUGUCUUGCGGCGGUGUGCUCUUUGCUUCAGUUCCAAAUUGCCGAGGUCUGGACAUACACCGGCGAAAUCAGCGCUGCCGAGGGAAAGCCGCUAGAACCCAUGUGCCUCCACGUGUACGCACGGCCAGCCACGAUCGAGAGCUUCAAGGAUGUUCAGGGUGCGCUGAGGGACGACAACACCAGCGCAAGACAUUCGCUUUCUCCGGGGCUUGUUGACGAGGCGCGGAAGCAGGAGCGGCUGCUGUGGUUCACCUCGAUGCACCCGGACACUCCUCUCCAUACCAGCCUGCCCCUAAACACGGCCGUAGCUCUCCCCAUCAGCCUCUCCGUGCUCCGGAGGGACCUCUGCUUCGUCUUCUUUGCCGAGCACGACGUGAACCGACAAGACACGGCCGUGUCGGUCUUGACUCAGCUGUCUAAGGCGGCGGGCGUGGCAAUAUCGGCGUCCUUUCCGGCCUACGCCAAGGAGGACGGCAGCGGCAGCCCGGCCAGGAAGUCCCGAACGCCGAGCAAUAUGUCGGAAAACGCUACCAGCCCCAGCCUGCCCCUGGGGGAUGGCCCGCUCAACCUAGAUGUGCGAUGGGAGCAGCUCACGACGGUGGAAUUCAUGGUAAACGGUAGCCGGUGCACCAUAUACACGGCUUUCUACGGGACGACGCCUGUGGUGGUGAAGGUCAUGCGGAAAGAUGUCCAAGACAGGGACACUGUACGCCAGGAGCUGGAGCUCGAGAUGGGUCUGCUGAUGCGCCUGCGCCACCCAAACAUCGUCCGUCUGCUAGGAGCCGGUACUCGGCCAGAGCCGUUCCUGCUCAUCGAGCGAUUGGACGGCGGGACUCUGGCACAGCGCUGCGGCAACGCGGUCAAGGUCCGGGACAGAAGGCGCCGGUUCCGACACAUAAGACAGUUCACGUACGAGGAGCUGCUGCGGCAAGGCCUGCAGUUGGCCGAGGCCCUCCAGUACAUGCACAACGAGGCCAUGCCGGGGAAGCUGGUGGUGCACCGCGACCUGAAGCCGGACAACAUCGGCUUCGACGCGCAGGGCAAUCUCAAGCUCAUCGACCUGGGCCUGGGUAGGGUGGUGUCCAAGGCUGCCGACGACAAGGCGACGUAUCGAAUGACGGGAGAGACCGGAAGCUUGCGGUACAUGGCCCCCGAGGUGGCGUUGGGGAAGCCUUACAACGGCUCGGCGGACGUGUACGGGUUCGCAAUGAUUCUUUGGGAGAUGGCCACAAUGACCAAGCCGUUCGAGAUGAUGGGCCGAGAACAAUUUCUUCAGCAGGUGGUGGACAAGGGCGUUCGACCACGCGUGAGCGAGAACUGGCCGGCUCCGUUCGUGAAACUCCUCCAAUCUGGCUGGCACCACGACAUGCACAAGCGGAUAUCUAUUGGGGAAAUCACCACCACCUUGCGAAGCUUGCUUGAGGGAGCCGCAACCGCUGCCGCCCAGGCCCGGUCAGUGGAGCGUGCCCCUACACGGAAGUUCCACCUGUUCAAGAGCUCGUCCAGAAAGCUCAACAAAAGUGACUUUCCAGCAUAGCAACGGCACAGCAGUGAAAGAUGACGAUAGUGCCAUACAGGUUGUACCUUGAGUGGUCAGGAGACCUGCGCGAGGUAGAAGUGCAGUAUG